AGUGCCUCUAAAGCUUUCCACUAUCCUUGUUUUGUUUAGUUCUUGCUGUAAAAAAUUCCUUACAAUUGCUAUUUAUCGGUUAAUCAUGCUGAAAGAGUAUUGAUUUUAGAUCGUAAACUUACAGAAGUAAAAGGUUAUUUCAGUGAGCAAUCUCAUGCCGAUACAAGUUAAUUUAAACCAACAGCAUCUUAUUAAUGAUGAAGAGAAAGUUUAUAUAAAGAUUGUUCAUCUUAAAUCAUUCACAGAAAAAGCUUUUAAUAACUCACUCUUGUUCAUUCUGGUGAGGUGCAUUAUUUUGUAUGAAACCAUCAUAGACGCUCAAUUAAAUUCUUUCUCAUAUGGUGUGUAAAAUUGUUUCUAGAUAUAAUUUCGAUCAUAACCAUCUUUCUGUUUGGCAAGAAACUUUAUUCUAUGAAGUAAAACUUUUUUUAAGAAGAAAAUAUAACUUGUUCAUUUUGGAAUGAUGUCUUUGUCAUGCAGUAUUUGUAAUAAAACUUUCUUAAAGGAAGAAAGCUUAAAUAUGCAUAGUCUUAUUCAUACUUUGUUCAAACCUUACUCGUGUAGUGUGUGCAGUAAAUCUUUCUCACAGAAGUCUAAUUUAAAUAAUCAUUAUCUUAUUCAUACUGGUGAAAAGCCUUAUUCAUGCAAUUUCUGUAAUACAACUUUUUCGUGCAAAUCUUAUUUACGUUUACAUUCUUUUAUUCACACUGGUGAGAAGCCUUUUUCGUGCAGUUUAUGUGGGAAAUCUUUCAGGAAUAGAUAUAGCCAAAAGAAACACUCUAUAGUUCACAGUGGGGAGAAGCCUUAUUCAUGCACGGUAUGUGAGAAAGCUUUCACUCAGAAAGCUGAAUUAAAUAAACAUUAUCUUGUUCAUACUGGAGAGAAGCCGUAUUCAUGCACUGUGUGCAACAAAGCUUUUAGACUGAAAAGUGUUUUAAAUCAACACUAUUUUGUCCACAGUGAAAAAAAUCAUAAUUCACAUAGUUUUUCAAAUUACAACUUACAAAAAGAUAGUUUGAAUGAGCCUAGUCAUGAUCAUACAUUAUCAAAACCUUAUUCAUGUGGUGUGUGCAAUAAAUCUUUUUCUUGUGAAUAUAAAUUAAAUAAUCAUUCUGUUGUUCAUACUGGAAAUAAGUCUCAUUCUUGCAAUGUAUGCAAUAAAUCUUUUUUGCAUCGUUCUAGUUUUCUCCUUCACUCUUUUAUCCAUACUGGUGAGAAGCCUCAUUCUUGCAGUUUAUGUAGUAAGGCUUUCAAAGAUAAAUCUAGCUUAAUAAGACACUCCGUUGUUCAUACAGGAAAAAAGUCUUAUUCAUGCACUUUAUGUAAAAAGACUUGCACACAAAAAUCUGAUUUGGAUAAACACUAUCUUAUUCAUACGGGAGAGAAGCCACAUUCUUGCAUUGUAUGUAAUAAGGCAUUCAGACUUAAAACUGUCUUAAAUAAACACUACCUUGUUCAUACUGGAGAGAAGCCCUAUUCAUGUAAUCUAUGUGAGAAAGCUUUCACUCAGAAAAAAGGUUUAAAAAAACAUCAUCUUGUUCAUUCGUAAGAGAAGCCUUAUUUCUGUAAUUUAUGUAAUAAUCUUUCACAUAAAGGACUAUUAUCAAAUA
Parasteatoda tepidariorum (common house spider) is the source of this 1610-nucleotide messenger RNA. RefSeq names its product zinc finger protein 271. NCBI's taxonomy places the organism in Eukaryota, Metazoa, Arthropoda, Arachnida, Araneae, Theridiidae. The record is from RefSeq and is a predicted model, not a curated record.